AUGGAUGCCUCAAGCUCUCCCUUGUUCAUCGCCCAGGAGACAUACUGCUACUAUCCUAUCAGUACCAUCUACAACUCAUGUCCUCGAUACCUAUUCUAUGCGCUCCUGCUUGCGAGUUGCCUUACAAGAUGGACGGGAUGGAUCAUGGACGUCUUCCUAGGAGCUGCCGCGACAUAUGCAGGAACAGCGGCAAUCCAAGCCUUUAUCAUGGUUUCCAGUCGCCAGAAGCCUCAAGAUCCCGGACCCGUCACUAUCCCGUUUCUGUCGGCCAACUCCAGCUUGCACGGCGCAUUUCCUUCCUUGGUCACCGAGACGGACCAACUGAUAAUCUCACCUGCUUCACUUGAGCUUGAUGCAGAUGCUGUUCUCGCUAUCGUCGUCACCGGCUAUCUGGUCUUUCUGCCCCUACAAUCUGCGUCUCGCAUUUUGACCCACGAUUCAGCGCGCAACCUUCUGUUUUAUCUCUGGCAUGCUCUAAUGCUGGCGGGCACCAUUUCUGCUCUGAUCUAUGCUGCACGAAGACCUAAUAUACCGUCUCAGUACAUGUUUUGCUUUCCUGAACUCCCGCCUUUCGCAGACACUACCAAUGACGGCUGGCAAUCUUCUUGGAGGACAUCUAAUUGGAACGAUAGUGUUUGGGAGAUAUUCUCGAAUAUCACACGAUGGAAUCAACUGGGAGACAUAUGCUUCAAUCCGUGUUUCAAUUCAAGUCAAAUCUUGCGACAACCAACUUCCUUGCAUUCUGUCAGUGAAGAAGGGGACUUUGACGUUACUAGCAUCCAUGGCUUCCUUGAUAAAAUUCUCUACUCAAAGCGAUACAUCUACAGUCUCAUCAUCAUUUGCUUGAUUCUCAAUGUCCUUCUCUUGACUUACCGAUUCCUCCCUUACAGAUCUCGGAUCCCAUCGGCGCAGAUCGUGGUCCUCUGGAGAGAGCGGAAGAACGUCUGGAAAAGCUUUAAAGAUGAAUUCGCUGCUGCAGUGAAUCCGUCCCAUAUAUACAAUGACGACGAGGAAGCCAGACAGGGAAACGGAAAGCCCUCCAUCUGGCGUAGGGUGGGGUCUAUGUUCUGCCGACAGUCUCUCAGGGCCUUUUUGCAUUUGUUUGUAGAUGCAGCGAUUCUGUUUGGAAUUCUGUUUAGCCUGAUAGUCAGCCCCUUUACUAUCAUUGCGUUUGUGGUCUGGAUCGAGAUCCAAAUUUGGAACGACGGGCCAGAGCAGGAGAGUCCACGCCAAGUUGGUCAAUGGGCGUACCCUGCGUCUCUAGGACUGCUUGUGCUUUCCUCCGCAAUUCUGAAAUUGAAGUAUCGGCUUGCUUCAACUGCUGAGCUGGAAAAGGAGAUCUCGACUCUGAAGAAGCAUCUAGAGGAUCUGGAGAAGAGAAGGAAGGUUCGGUCGGGAUCUAACUCGAUCGAGUUGGGUUCAUUGAGAGAGCAGAAUAAGGAUCAUUAG
Penicillium bovifimosum is the source of this 1449-nucleotide messenger RNA. RefSeq lists its product as uncharacterized. The coding region runs from base 1 to 1449 and encodes 482 amino acids. The record is from RefSeq and is a predicted model, not a curated record. The transcript has a single exon. NCBI's taxonomy places the organism in Eukaryota, Fungi, Ascomycota, Eurotiomycetes, Eurotiales, Aspergillaceae.